Protobothrops mucrosquamatus (brown spotted pit viper) is the source of this 2073-nucleotide messenger RNA. RefSeq lists its product as uncharacterized. The record is from RefSeq and is a predicted model, not a curated record. Bases 168 to 887 code for a protein of 239 amino acids. The transcript has 6 exons. NCBI's taxonomy places the organism in Eukaryota, Metazoa, Chordata, Lepidosauria, Squamata, Viperidae.
UUCCUCGUUUCAGCCUAUAUAAGGUACUGAUUAGGGAACUACAUUUCCCACAAUCCCUGACAUUAAGCAUCACUUCUCUUCACGUGAUGAUUGUGGCGCUUCUAAUUUUCCCGUCUGGCUGUGGUGCAACUAUUGUGAGAACAGAGUGAGAAAUAAUCUUAAGGACGAUGAAUCCUACAAUAAACCCAGGGUCUCCUUCAGCUGUUUCUUCUGGGCAUUUUUUGCACUGCUCUGUCUUGUCGAGGAAUAUGGGCUGUAGCCACAACAUCCUCCCAAGCUGGGAACGUGAUGUGCCAUGCACCAUUCCACGGAUGAAACCCAGACACAGAUUGGUGAAUUUCAGUGGUGUACAAGGGUCUCGGUACCGAUCAGUAUCCCUUGCUUUCAAGCGACAUCUGGAAAGCCAAGAUCCGGAACCCAGUUCUAAACAUUUUCUCUCAGAGGAGAAGAUGGCUGCCCGUUUUAACUCCCUUAGUCUGGACAAUGACCACAUCUACAGUUCUAACGGCUUCCCUGUCCGCUGUGAAAACCCCAGAUGGCAGCAGGCAUACGCACAGUUGAAAGAGCUACAACAGAGGCUGUCUCAAGAUGGAGCAAGUGAAGAAACCAACUUUACAGAGGAAGAGCUGACUACAGUCAUUGUAGAUGGUGAAUUCAUGAUGGGAGACUGCCCUAUGCUGGUGCCGUCUUCUUUCAUGUUAGAAGGACUUGAAGAAAGCAGUGUCACCCCUGAAGAAAUGUUUCUUUCUCUGAAUCCUUGUACCGAAGUUGUCCUGUGGAGCCCUCAGAGUAACUCCCUCUUGCACACCAUUAGGACACUGAUGUUUCCCUCAUCGGUCCAGCCCCAUCUAGAAGCAGUGUCAAACCAAGAGGAAAUGGAAAUAUGAACCACCAACCCUAAUUUUACUUCCCUUUGAAGUGAGAUUCAGUUCUCUGUCUGGCUGUGUCAACAAAAAGCACCUUUAUCCAGUCAAUAUAAACAUUUCACUACAAAUAUUUUACUCGGCCAUGGUGGCAUUUUUUGUUUUUAGCCAGCUGCAAUAAUCUGAUCUUAUCUCUUCCAUCCCCAUAAUGUACAGUAUACCUGGAACUAAGUUCAAUAUAUAUCACUAUAUUUUCUCUUUCAAUAAGCAAUCAGUGAAUACUUACUUGGAUACUGUAAUAUACUUUAAAUAAGGGUUAGAUGGGCAUUCCAACCACUUCUUUUAUACUUGAUUAGCACAUAUUUUUAAUGUCCAUCAAAGUUGGAAGAAUUUAAGUUUUUUUUCUUGACUUUUUGUUUCCAAUAAAGAGGAUUCAACACUUUUACACUGCCAAAUGUUAUUUGAGAGGAGCUGGCAUAAAGAUGAACUCUUCCUUUUGGUAUCUAAGGAAUGGGUGUUAACAGGCAAAUAAAAGCAGAAGUGUUUUUAUAUCUAAAUGUCUUUAUUGAACAGUGGUAUAUCCUUAACAAGUCUGAUGCCAUUAGCAGUGGGUUAAAAUGAGAUGUUUUAGUUUAUCUACAGAGUUGGGUGUAUAUAAAAUAAUUAAUGAAGCAAAUAAAUUGUACAGAGGGCCCCAAUGUUGAAAGGGGACAGUCUCUGUAAUACCCAAAGGUUGGGAAUCAUAAGUUGGCAACUUAUCAGCUGAAUCCAGACAUAAUUUCAUAUUCCUAUAUUAAAAGUUUAUGCCUCCAUUUCUUACUUUGUUUCUGGAGGUAAACAUGAAUGACUGAAUGGUACUCCAAUUAUAGCUGCAAAGGUGACAAAGUCCUUUUUCAAGCCCAUCAUGUGGACAGUUGGCUAUUUUCUCACAACAUCUGGAUUGAAGGACGGGGCUAAUGAAGAGAUGGAAAACUCUCCAAAUCCUAAGAGGAGAGCAACAUAGCUUGGUCCUAAACCAUUCCUAUUCAGAGCAAGGCUAAAGAGAGAUGAGAAGGAAAAACCCCAAUACUAUCGGAUGGGAAAUUCUGAAAUGUUUUGCUGGAUUUCUUCCACUUCCUCCUAUUAUUAUGUAAACUGAGGUACAGCUACAGAGGAGGAGCUUGCGCCAAAAUAAUCAUAAUGCCCACCUUCUCCCUCACCCUGCAGCAUU